ACAAAAUUCAAUCCAGACGAUACAACAUUGAUUACAUUCUGAUCAUUGAUUCACAUGUAUAGUAACUGGAUUAACCAACUGCUAUUCAGUUCGUGUUACUAGGAUAAAUAUUUAAUCUGACAUAAUAAAAAUUUCAUGGAUAAACAAAUCAUUUUUACAUUGAAAUAGUCCAUAGUAUAUUUGAUUCAUACAUUUCAUACCCUUAUAUAGACGAACAAAUAACAUAAGAUAUUCAUAGUUGAAUAAUACCUUGUAUCUCAAGUAAUACAUGAUCCGAUUCUCAAACAUGCUUUGGACUAUUGUCUUUAAACGAUUUUACUACUACUAUUACUAUCUCAUUGUUAUCAAUCUUUUCCUUCCUACAUGUUUUCAUUCAACUACAGAAAUAAAUUUACCUGGUGGAUAUUUUGAAAUAAUAAUUAAUUACACAAAUCCAGAAUCAACUACAUAUAAUGGAUUUUAUUGUGAUUGGCAAUUACGUAAAUGUGAUGUUUAUAUGAUUUUGGAAUUGUAUGAGAUAACUUUUAAUAAUUCAGGACGGAAAUUAUUCCGUGUGAAAACAAAGUCUAUGGCCGACACUGCAAAUUUUCGCCUCAAAGUAUCUACCAAAAUAAAUGAAAGAUUACCUGAAAAAUAUCGCUUAGAACUUUAUGUCUACGACGACGAUGCUUUGGGUGAACAUGAUUUAAUUACCGUCGCUACAGGACUGUAUCAGCCAGAAAAAACCAACGUAUUUCAAACAAUCCCAUUAAAUUACAGUCAUAUCAGUGACUCUUUCAGUCUUAGCUUAUCGAUAAGCCUAACAUGUAAUUCAAAUUACUAUGGAAAUAAAUGUGAUCUAUUCUGUUCACCCCAUCCAUGGGCAUACGACUGUGAUGAGAACGGACGAAAAAUUUGUUUGCAUGGUAGAUAUGGUGUCAACUGUGACAUUAUUGACUACUGCAAAAUACAUCCUUGCCCCAAAAAUACACGCUGCAAAAAUUUGCCGAGGGAACAUCGUCGAAAAUGCAUUUGUAAAAACUAUGAAGGCCCCGAAUGUCAUUCAGUUUACUAUUCUUGCGAAAAGUCGCCAUGUAAGAAUGGUGGUCGUUGUACGCUAUUACGUGAACUUAUAGGGGAUAACAAUGCUGAAGGGUUCAUACAUACCAAUCAAGGAACCAAUGAUGAUGACGAUGAAACUAUAUGUAGCUGCCCGGAUAACUGGAGUGGACAAUUUUGUACGGAACCAGUUAUUGAUUGUAUAUCGGAAAACGAAAAGUACAGGCUUUCAACUACGCGCUUGACAAGUCGCUUUUGUUUAAAUGGUGGAGUUUGUAUAAUUCAUCCUGGUUAUUCCAGUCCACGAUGUUCUUGUCCACCAGAAUGGGAUGGAUAUUUUUGUGAAUUAAAUAAAAGUUGGUCAGCAGGUAGAAUAUUUGGAAUAGCAUUCUCUAUUAUUUUCGUGAUAUUUCUUAUUCUCGUCAUUGGAUUCUUUGUUUGGCUGUGUUAUAUGUCUAGGCAUCCAAAUAUUCCACAACAUCCAGCAAUCACAUAUUUAUCCAAUUACCCCUAUAAUAGUACUAUCAGUGAUAAUGACAGUCAUAAAAGUACACGAGUUUACAUGAAACAUGAAAAAAUAUUCGAUAUUCCGAAAAGUACUCACUCCCCUGUUAAAUUGAGCACAUUUGGCGAUAACUCAAAUCCACGGAUGGAUACACAGAAAAUGGAAAAUACUUAUGAAUUACCUUAUACUAUAAAUAAAACAAAACAGAAUGAUAGUAAUUUUAACUCACUAGAUCGAAAUGGAAGUCCAUUUACAACUAUUCAAAGUAUUAAUGAAAAUAUUUACGUUAAUUAUGACACUUUGAUGUCCAAAGAACUACAGAGUGAUUUAUCAAAUAUUUAAGGUUACAGCGAGCUGAUAUCUGAAUCUACGUAAUUCGAAACUUCAUUGACAUACACAUAGAAAGAUUGUAUGUGAUGAGGUUCAAAUAAUUAAGUCGAUUACAUUCUGUUUCAAAUUUUAACCAUGAUUCUUAUUUCCUUUCAUUUUAUUUUACCUCUUUAUAUAUGUAUUCAGUAAUUUAUGUACAAUUCAUAAGACCUGAAUAAGAUGUGCAUGAAGAUGGGGAUUUAGUUCACAGUCAUUUUUCUUGUAAAAUAUUAUACAAAUGUGGUUCUGUGAAUAAGCUUUUUCUGAAAAAUGCAUUCAUUUCUAAAACUAUGAGUAGUAGAUUUUUAUAUCAUAUUAUUAAAUGAAUAAAGAUGAAGUUCACGAGGAACCGAAACUUUGAGUGAA
Messenger RNA from Schistosoma rodhaini, 2278 nucleotides. The record is from the annotation of a GenBank genome assembly. NCBI's taxonomy places the organism in Eukaryota, Metazoa, Platyhelminthes, Trematoda, Strigeidida, Schistosomatidae.